Molecule: messenger RNA, 1074 nt
Organism: Trematosphaeria pertusa
Lineage: Eukaryota; Fungi; Ascomycota; Dothideomycetes; Pleosporales; Trematosphaeriaceae
Exons: 2
Coding region: 133-975 (280 amino acids)
Source: RefSeq, a predicted model, not a curated record
AUCCUCUGCAUGGCCCGUUCCCCAUACCGAGACAAUAUCACCGCCACAAACCCAUAAACUCUCUCCCCCACUCAAAACCGAAGCACUCACAUCCCCCAACCCCACUGCAGCACCAACAGCCCUCCACGCAGCAUGGCGAUCCCACUCAACCCACCCAGCUCGAACACUACUACUAAGCUCCCACCAAAGGAGGACCACAGGGCAGAGAAGCGCCGCAAGAUCUCGGAGCAGUACGGCAUCGACAUUCCGGAGGAAGAUCUAGGUUCCGACACCGAGCCCGAGGAUGAGGACUACGCGGAAGCGCUGUCGCAGGAGUACCUGAACAAGAUGACAGACGACGUCGAGACGCCCGUGAACAUGGCAGACGAUCAUGUUUCUGAGACGAGCGAAGAGUUCACGCUUGAAAUCAAUCAGACGAUCCAGUCGCUCUCGCAGUCUCAGCAAGAGCAGGCACUCGUAGACGAUGACAGCGACGAGGACGGCGACUCCGAGUCCGAGGACGAUGAGCGAGCAAUCAAGUAUCCAAAGCUAUCAACCCUCUCCUCCGCCGCCUUCGCCCAAGAUCUAAACCCACGUGACCCAUCCCCGAACCCCAUCCCCGACAUCGUAGUCCACCCACCCGCAACCAUGCUCCCACCACCCUCCGCCCAAACCCCAGCAGGCUACUCCUCCACCUACCGUCCCUGCCGCCCAAACGACACCAUGUACCACCGCGGCUCAGCCGGCAUCGACCCUCUCGGCGCACACAAUCGGCUUACUCGCCCAGGACCGUCCAUCGAUGCCAUGCUAGCGACUCGUCCGCAUAGGAUCGUCUCAGGAUCGUUCGGCAGCUUCGAGCCUAGCCGCCCGUCGCGCUUCGAUGAGCGCGAGUACCGCUUAGUUGCGGCGGGCGAGAAGCGCAAGCGCGAGGAGAAAGUCAAGAAGCCGAGGGAGGCGGAUCCGUUCAAGGGGAAGCCGUGGCUCAAACGUAGUUGAGUAACCUUUGGAGGAUAAGCAUAUGACAUUGAUUCUGCUUGAGCACCAUGACAUCGUUUUAGCAAAAGGUGAAAAGCGAUGGCGUGCUCUUCACCUCUA